This is a messenger RNA of Pseudozyma hubeiensis SY62, 1551 nucleotides long. RefSeq lists its product as hypothetical. The transcript has a single exon. The record is from RefSeq and is a predicted model, not a curated record. Gene Ontology annotation, biological process: G protein-coupled receptor signaling pathway; protein phosphorylation; regulation of signal transduction. Gene Ontology annotation, molecular function: G protein-coupled receptor kinase activity; G protein-coupled receptor binding; ATP binding. The coding region runs from base 1 to 1551 and encodes 516 amino acids. NCBI's taxonomy places the organism in Eukaryota, Fungi, Basidiomycota, Ustilaginomycetes, Ustilaginales, Ustilaginaceae.
AUGGGCGCGCUCUGCUGCAAACCCGAGGUCAUCGACUUCGACGGCCCCGUCGACCUCUACCACUUCUACCUUCUCCGCGCCGUCGGCAAAGGCGCCUUCGGCAAAGUGCGCGUCGUCCAGCACAAGCAGACAAAAGACCUCUACGCGCUCAAGUACAUCAACAAGGCCAAGUGCAUCAAGAUGCGUGCCGUCUCCAACAUCAUCCAGGAACGACGCCUGCUCGAAGAGAUCGACUCGCCGUUUGUGUGUAAUUUGCGCUAUGCGUUUCAGGACGACGAAAACAUGUUCAUGGUGCUCGACCUGAUGCUCGGUGGCGAUCUGCGGUUUCACCUGGAUCGGACGGGGAAUAUGAGCGAAGAGGUGGUCAGGUUUUAUGUAGCGGAGUUGGCGUUGGGGCUGGACUAUCUGCAUCGGCUGCAGAUCGUACAUCGGGAUCUGAAGCCGGACAACGUGUUGUUGGAUGAGAAGGGACAUGCGCAUCUGACGGACUUCAAUAUUGCGGUUCACUUUUCACCCAGAAGGCCACUGACGAGUAUUGCGGGGUCGAUGGCGUACAUGGCUCCCGAAGUGUUGACCAAGCGAGGAUAUUUGUCGUCCGUCGACUGGUGGUCGUUGGGAGUGGUAGCGUACGAACUGCUCUUCGGUCGUCGCCCUUUCCGCGGGAAAACCAACUCCGCGCUGACGCACUCGAUCCUCAACGACCGCUGCACCUUCCCCGAAAACGUCGAGACCAUCGUCAGCCGCGAAACGGUGAGCUGCAUCAAGAGCCUGCUGGAACGCGAUCCGCGCAAACGCCUCGGCUGUCGAAGCGGCAUCGACGAGUUCAAGGCGCACCCGUGGUUCGCGGGGAUGGACUGGGCGGCGAUGGAGGCCAAGACGGUGACGCCGCCGUUCGAGCCCGAUUCGAAAAAGGCGAAUUUCGACGCCACGCACGAGCUCGAGGAGCUGCUGCUGGAGGAUAACCCGUUGAAGGCCAAGAAGAGGAGCGGCAAUGCGGAUCUCGACAGCCUGCCCGUAGAGAUGAGGCAGAUGGAGGAACACUUUUUGCCGUUCGACCAUCUCAAGCAGAGGAGGAAGAGCUACUUCCGAGGGACGAGGAGUGGCGUCCCAGCAACUCAGGCGACAGCCGCAGCAACAGCAUCGCCAGCGACAGCAGCCGGUGCGAGCACCGCUGGAGCAACAACAGCACCGUCAGCAGAGCAGGACAGAGUCUCACAGGUAUCCAGCAUGACGCACACGCUGCAAGAUCAACCGCUCUCCGAGACCGCACAACCAGGCACGGAGGUGGGGCGAUUGACGCCGAUCCCGAGCGAGUUGAGGAGGUCUGCGUCGCCGAGCGGGUCGGGCAGUGGAUCCGGGUAUGGUGUGGAGAGGUAUAGCGAGAAGGAUCAGUUGACGGUUCCUGGGGUAGUGGGUGGGCCGAGUGCGCGGCAGUCUUCUCCGUUGCAGCAGCAAUUUGGGGUCAGCGGAGGGGAGGAGUUUCAGAUGGAGAGCACAAGAGGGGAGCCCAGGUAUGCGAGGGGAGAGUAUGACGAGAAGUCGGGAUUGUAG